AUGCCCAUCACUCUCAAAUUGGGGCAUCGCAGCAAGGGCUCUGUGUCAGCUUCGUCACCCAGCGCUUCAUCACCUGGGCCAAGUGCAGGUGCAGGCGGAGCAGCAGGGCCGAGUCGAAGUGUCUCCUUCUCUCAGCAGGCCAGCUAUGCGCCUGCUCCUCCCCCGCUGAGAGAUGAGAGCCAGGAGUUGCCUGCCCUGCAAUCUUCUUCGCUGGCCAUGACUUCAUCGUCGACAGGUCCACCAAGAAACGGCGCUGGUCUGGCUGUUACUUCAUCACCAACACUUCGUGCCCCACCUCGCCCACAAAAGAAGCGCCGCACCCGUUCGCCUACUCCUCCAUCCACGGCUCACUCUACUUGUCUACCUCUCCCUUCCUCUUCCUCUUCAUCUAGAAAGUCCAGCCCCUCCGCCGAUCGUCUCGUCCACACUUCCUCGCUGUCCUCUGAAUCCCAAGCAAGAGACGCCCUCGACCUUGUCAUCCAGCGAUACGCCCGCCUCGCAGGCUAUGCGGGCAUACAGCGUCCGGUAAUCGAAGUGCUGCGUGGCUGGCUGGAUCACUAUCUGGAGGAUAUGGUGCAGCUAGCUGCUAGGUGUGCGGAGCAUAGCGGUCGCAUCAGGCCGAAUGCGAGGGACUUGCUAGAGGGGAUCGUGAGGGCGAGGAGGGAUGAUGCCGCGGACGAGGAGGAAGAAGGCGCAGAUGAAGCCGACGAGUCCUUCGACCUCGAAACGGGAGAAGCGAAGAAGAAGGACGAAGUGCGCCACUUGGCCAGCGCAAAGGAGUACGAAUGCGAAGUGAGCCGUAUAGUCGAGUGGAGACACAAGGUCCCGGACUACGAGCCUUCACCGCGGGCUCCAACGGGCGGCGACGAAGGGGAUGCCACUGCGCCAGCGUGGGCAAGAGACGACCAAGCAAAAUUCGUGCAGACGCUCCUUCGACAUAAAAGAGAGGAGGACAAGGAAGACGACGAUGAUCUGUCGGAGACCCUCUUCCUACUCGGCGAGAAGACCCGUCGCCAGGAGAAGCAGUCCCGGAACGAGAUUCCAUCGCAUCUUCCUGAGCUACCGGCGUUGCACACAUGGCGCAAGACCGAUUCAUACCCUUCCAAUCGAUUUCUGGCUUCAUCGUCCACCAUCGAGGAGCAGGGCAAGCCAGAGGAAGGAGAGGAAGCAGCAGGGGGAGGGGCAGCGACCACGAAUGGUACCCUCUCUCGUCUUGAGUCGCGACUAUUGUCCUCGCGUCUGGUGCAAACGAGUCUCAGUGCGCUCAUCGGAAGGCUCGACGAGGCGGGUAUGGCGGCUGCUCAACGCAAGUUUGAAGGGUACGAGGGCAAGGAACAACAAGCUCUCACUGCAGUGCGGACGAGCGCCUCAGGACCCAACGCCAUGCCUUCCUCGCCCAUCAAUUCGCCUGGCACCUUUGCGGCCUCCUCACCUGCUCCGGCAUCUCAAUCGCAGGACACAACGAUGCGCACCUCCUCGCCGUCAGCAUCAGCCACAGCGACUGGAGGCACAGGUCCACGACUCUCCAUCCGACUGCGUACGGCCUCCACCUCUCAACAGCAGCAACAAAGCAGCUCCGGUCCUCCCACACCGGACAAUGCUCCUUCUCCCCUCUCAGGAGGUACCACGGCUGCCUUAGCAUCAAGGCGCUCAGUUGCUGUGCCGCCACCCUCAUUGUCCUUGGACACCCAGCAGCAGCCCUUCCAAUCCGGGCAUCAGCGCUCUCUUUCCCUCUCACUCUCUCGGCCCGGAUCAAGAAGAGGCACACUUAUCGGAGGCGCUGCUACGCCAGCAACCUCGUCAGCGUGGGGUAUGCCGCAAGCAAGUGGUGUCCUGAUGUCCCCAGCCACGCCUGCUACUGCGGGCGGGCUGGCGGGUCUGACGGGCUUCACCGGCGGUGCGAGUGGGUCAUUGGGCAUGACUACUCCCACCAGUGCUGUGACGCCAGCUUGGCCUUUCUUUGGAGGGGGGACGGCAAGUAUGGCAGGCACUCCGAGGGGGUCUUUCGCGUUUCCCCCGGCCGAGACAGGUGGGGUGGGAGAGGGAGGGGAGGGAGUGAACAACAAUGUGGUGGUGACGCUACCGCCUGUGAUCAACUUCAAACAGGGGUGGUACGGGAGAAAGAGAGCAGCGUGA
Molecule: messenger RNA, 2136 nt
Organism: Jaminaea rosea
Lineage: Eukaryota; Fungi; Basidiomycota; Exobasidiomycetes; Microstromatales
Exons: 1
Coding region: 1-2136 (711 amino acids)
Molecular function (GO): protein heterodimerization activity
Source: RefSeq, a predicted model, not a curated record